AUGAGUUUGAGAUCAUCCAAAGGCUUUGCCUUUUUUGGGCACUUUUUGGUGGUUUGGGUGGUGUUUAUGGCGACCUUUGUGUGUAUGAGUGGUGGUAAGUGUAAUUUUGAGGGUAUCUUCAACUUUGGGGACUCAAACUCCGAUACGGGAGGUUUUUUCGCAGCUUUUCCACCACUGAAGCCACCCUAUGGCAUGACUUACUUCAAGAAACCUGCCGGCCGACUUAGUGAUGGGAGGCUAGUUAUCGAUUUCUUGGGUAAUCUCAAAUCUGAAGCUUUAGGGUUGUCCUUUCUAAGUUCAUAUCUGCAAACAAUUGGGUCUUACUACAGGCAUGGGGCCAACUUUGCGACAGCAGCAUCCACAGUUCUCCUACCAAACACAUCUCUAUUUGUUACUGGGAUCAGUCCUUUUUCUCUUGCCAUUCAACUCAGCCAAAUGAAGCAAUUCAAGGGCCAAGUUGAGGAAUAUUAUAAAGGCACAAAAGGUGCAACUUUUUUUUUAAAUGAUCCGCCGUUGAAUUCAAUUAAUCGAGCUUACCCGGAUUAUUCUGAGCUUCGGCAAUAG
Molecule: messenger RNA, 564 nt
Organism: Ilex paraguariensis (yerba mate)
Lineage: Eukaryota; Viridiplantae; Streptophyta; Magnoliopsida; Aquifoliales; Aquifoliaceae
Source: the annotation of a GenBank genome assembly